GUACCACCUGCCUAUCCAUGUUUCUGUGGGGAAUAUAAACCCUCACAGCAAAAUCAUUUGGGAUUGCUGAGUAGAAGGCUGUGCGAUCUGUUUCUGAGCAGUCACCGUUAUUGCAGCUACACCACUGCAGUUGGACUGACCUAAAGAAAUUAGUGGAUCAUAGAUAGAGGUACAGAAUAAAUUAUUAUUGACAGCUUGACAGAAAGAAUGGAAGCCUUGGACAGAACUUCAGCAAAGCCUUCUGCAGCAGAAUUGAUGGAGAUCUUCCAAUCGCAGGUCACCCUUAUGCAGGACAAAACUACUGCUCUAGUCUUGAUGCACAGUCAACUGGAGCAGGCUUCCCUCUCUGGUGACGAGGAUGCCUUCUUUGUGGCGGACCUGGGGGAUAUUGUCAAGAAGCACCUGCGCUGGACGACGGCUCUCCCCCGUGUGCAUCCCUUCUAUGCAGUGAAGUGCAACCCCAUGGAAGCUGUGGUGCAGACACUGGCUAGGCUAGGAGCUGGGUUCGACUGUGCCAGCGAAGUGGAGCUUGAGUUGGUAAGGGGUAUGGGGGUCUUGCCGGAGAGGAUUAUUUAUGCUAACCCCUGCAAGCAGACCUCGCACAUCAAAAAAGCUGCCAGUUUGGGGAUCUGUGCCAUGACCUUCGACAACGAGGAGGAGCUCAUCAAAGUGGCCAGAGCCCAUCCAAAUGCCAAAAUGGUGCUACGAAUCGCUACAGAGGAUAGUGGAUCCAUGUUUCCCAUGAGCAUAAAGUUUGGAGCCUCCCUGGAGGAGUGUGGGCACUUGCUGAAGGUGGCUAGAGAGCUGGGUGUGGAGGUCAUUGGAGUCAGCUUCCAUGUGGGAAGCAAUUCCUCAGACCCCCAUUGCUUCAGCGAGUCUAUUGCCAAUGCUAGAGGUGUGUUUGAUCUUGGAGCUGACCUGGGACACGAGAUGGCAUUGCUGGAUAUAGGGGGAGGGUUUCCUGGAACUGACGAUUUUAUUGUAACAUUUGAGGAAUUUGCAAAAGUCAUCAACCAGUCGUUGGAACUACAUUUCCCAGCAGAGAGUGGGGUCAGAAUCAUCGCUGAGCCCGGUCGUUACUAUGUGGCUUCAGCCUUCACUCUCGCUGCCAACAUUAUUGGCAAGAAGUUUCUCCCUUGCAACAAGGAAACUUUUAAUGAUGAAGAGUGCGCCAAGUCUGUAAAGUACUACAUUAACGAUGGAAGAUUCGGUUCCUUUGAGAUGAUCUGUCAUAGCCACUUUACUGAGAUGGCGGUUCCAUACAAGCAGCAGAGUGCGGGGCAGCCCCUGUACUCCAGCAGUAUCUGGGGUCCCACCUGCGCAGCAGAAGAUGUCAUACUCAGACAGACUCAGCUUCCCGAACUGCAGGUUGGUGAUUGGCUAAUCUUUGAGAACAUGGGCGCCUACACGGUCUCACUCGGCACACAUUUCAACGGAUUUUCCGUUCCCAGAGUCCAUUUCUGCAUCUCCAGCAAAAUCUGCUGCUGUGUUUUGGAGAAGAAAAUGUCUGCAGUCUUGUUGUGAUUGCUCUGGAGGACUCUUUGGUCGAAGGCUGUCUGCUCCCCGA
Molecule: messenger RNA, 1567 nt
Organism: Polyodon spathula (Mississippi paddlefish)
Lineage: Eukaryota; Metazoa; Chordata; Actinopteri; Acipenseriformes; Polyodontidae
Product: antizyme inhibitor 2-like
Exons: 11
Coding region: 208-1524 (438 amino acids)
Cellular component (GO): cytoplasm
Molecular function (GO): ornithine decarboxylase activity
Source: RefSeq, a predicted model, not a curated record